Molecule: messenger RNA, 1311 nt
Organism: Brugia malayi
Lineage: Eukaryota; Metazoa; Nematoda; Chromadorea; Rhabditida; Onchocercidae
Exons: 10
Coding region: 1-1311 (436 amino acids)
Source: RefSeq, a predicted model, not a curated record
AUGAGAUACCUCAGAUCACAUGGUCUAUUCAAUUUGCAAUUAAUGAGUAGUAGUAUUGGUAACGAACUAUUCACGAAUGCACUAUUUUCCGCUCCUGUUAGAUUGAGAUUUCGCGGUGCUUGUAGCGCUAGCAAUGGCAAUGGGAGGCCAUUCUCGGUUACUGUUAAAAAUAUGCUCAACAUGAACAAGCAGAUACUGUCAAAAUUUGAUGAUUGCUCAGCGGAUAAAGGAACAAGCAGCGAUAUUGAUAGUAGUGAAUCAGGGUGGGAUUUCUGGGGCCGAGUAUACGACGAUCCAGUACUGAGAUCGCAAAUAAACGAUCGCUUCCAUAAUGCGCCAACUGUAUCAGAGAUGCUAACAAGCGAAAAACUCAUUCGCGCUCAACUUAUAUUUCUAAAUGUACCACGGAUCGGCCCUGCUUCCCAGCAGAUUAUUCGAUCCCUUAUCGAAAGCGAAUGCGGAAAAAAUAUUGCUAUAUUCGAUAUUGCGAUCAGCAAUCGGCGUUGGCGUGUCCGUUUCUAUCGCUACGAAGACGCACUGCAAGUUCUUCGGGCCUUUGACGGCUACCGUUUUCGAAACCGAUUCUUGUCCGUUCGUUAUGAGGAUUACCUUAACUGCAAGGCCUUUGAAUUAGAUAAGCAGCCUACCAAAUUGGAAUUAGAACCCAAAGUGGAAUAUCUAUCGGAUACAAAUAUUGUUUCUAAUAUCAACAAAAACAUAUGGGAUGCUACCGAAUUUGCCCAAGUUGAAUUAUUCAAAAAUGAUUUAAUGAGACUGCUGGAAAAUGCAGGAAAGGAUAACCCGGGUAUUUGUAUUGAUGAUCCGUGCAUCACACAGAUUAUGACUCGUGGAUCAGCGCUUAUCGAAGCUAUGCUAAAACAAUGGCCUGUUGGCUUAUUCCGCAUGUGUGCUCCACAGGUUCGUUUGACCGGAAGAUACCUUAGUUUGGGCCACCAAAGUCAAAGUGCUGUGCUAAGCAAAGUUACAGUCGAGUCGUACCCAAGGAUAUAUGUGGAGACAUGGGAACCCGUUGCACCUACAAUAAUUUACACCAAGUAUCACCUGGUGGAUUAUUCCUGUGCUCUUUUGCGUCAUUUCGGCGCGCAACAAGUACAAGUGGACUUACCAUGGCGAAUCCUAACAACGCUUCUUCCAUCAAGCGCAGAGUGGCCACAAAAUUCUGUAGAACUGAUGGACCUGGUAGCAAAAUUAUCGCCUCAUAUAAGCAUACUUGGAGAAACGUUAUUCUUAGUGAGUGACGAAAGUCACAGACGAGCACUCGCGCAAAAAUUGUUACAUUUACCAGAAUAA